This is a messenger RNA of Dentiscutata heterogama, 293 nucleotides long. The record is from the annotation of a GenBank genome assembly. NCBI's taxonomy places the organism in Eukaryota, Fungi, Glomeromycota, Glomeromycetes, Diversisporales, Gigasporaceae.
AUAGAAGCUUCUUUUAAUAUUUUAUAUAAUGACUCUGAAGUUAUUCUAUCUCAAAAUAUAUACCUGGGUACUUUACUUUCUCUAUUUGCUUAUCAAAUUCAUAUGAAGGCUUCUCCCAAUAUUUUAUAUAAUAAUUCUAAAGAAGCCUUUAUACCAUAUAUGGCUGGAUAUAUACCCGAAUACAUAUCAUCAUCUACUAUAUCCAGAUAUAUAUCUACAAAAGGGUGGUCUUUUUCUAUUAUUUUAUAUAAUAUUUUUGAAAAAGACUAUCCUAAGUAUCCAAAUAUACCUGA